GCCAAAUGAUUGGGGGAGAAACAAAAUCUCAAGCCACGCUGGAGAGUGAAGAGUAAAGGCUACCAAACCCUCCAAGGAUUUCGAAGUUUCGCACUUCCAGUUUCUCAUAUCCCCAAAAAGCUGCUCGCCGCCAUGAAAAUCCGAACACUGAAGCUACGAGAAGCACACAAACCCAGCGCUGCGUACGGCGCGGCCAAUGGAUCCUCCUUCUGCUCCAUCCUAUGGGAUCAGCAAGCUCGCCAUUUGGUAACUGCUUCCUCCUCGGAUUCCGGAAUCUCCAUCCACGACGCUCUUCUGCCUUCGACCACUCCCAAGAUUCUCCGGCACCACCGUGACGGCGUCACCGCGCUGGCGCUCAGCCCUAACUCCACCUGCCUCGCCUCCGGAUCUAUCGACAACUCCGUCAAGCUCUACAAGUUCCCGGGUGGGGAAUUUGAGACGAACAUCACUAGGUUUACACUUCCAAUCCGUGCUCUUGCAUUCAAUCAAUCAGGGAGCAUGCUGGCGGCUGCCGGGGAUGACGAUGGUAUUAAGCUGAUAAACACUGUUGAUGGCUCAAUAGCUAGGGUUCUGAAAGGGCACAAAGGGUCUGUCACUGGAUUAGCUUUUGAUCCUAUGGGUGAGUACUUGGCAUCAAUUGAUUCCAUGGGAACAGUCUUAUUUUGGGAGUUGCAGUCGGGGACAAUAUUGCAUACCCUAAAAGGUGUAGCUCCUAAUACUGGGUUAGACACUUCCCUGGUCAAUAUACUAAGCUGGAGUCCCGACGGGGAGAUGCUGGCGGUCCCUGGUCUGAGGAAUGAUGUGGUGAUGUAUGAUAGAGACACAGCCGAAAAGGUGUUUACAUUGAGGGGCGACCAUCUGCUACCUUUAUGUUUCUUGUCUUGGUCGCCUAAUGGGAAAUAUAUGGCGACAUCAAGUUUGGAUAGGCAGGUUCUGAUAUGGGAUGUCCUUAAAAAGCAAGAUAUUGACCGUCAGAAAUUUGAGGACAGAAUCUGUUGCAUGGCGUGGAAACCAGUUGGUAAUACAUUGGCUGUUGUUGAUGUUUCUGGCAAGUAUGGCCUGUGGGAAUCAGUUGUCCCGUCAUCCAUGAAAUCUCCCACUGAAGAUAUUCCACAGAGUUCAAAAAAGAGCAACGGGCUACUGUUAUUUGAAGAAGAGGGGCAGGAGCCUUGUUCAUCUGGCAGUCUAGGUGAUAACGGUGAGGAUAGCAUAGGUGAAUCAGGCCCGCCAAGCAGGAAAAGAAUACGGAAGCGUUCUGAAUUUGAUGAAGAUCGUUCCACUGAGAAUACAAUUGAUGAUUAUGGCCUGCUUCCUCAACGCAUGGCUCCCAAAAGAGCAAGAGAACAGUUGGACAAGGGAGCUAAUGAAGAACUAAGAAGCACAGCCAUAUCGGUGAGGUCCAAAAUGCAGGAAGCUUUCCAGCCUGGUGUUACUCCUGUGCAGCCAGGGAAGAGGCGCUUCUUGUGCUACAAUAUGCUUGGAACUAUCACUACAAUGGAAUAUGAUGGGUACUCUCAUAUAGAGAUAGACUUUCAUGAUACUAGUAGAGGACCUCGAGUUCCUGCAAUGACGGAUCAUUUUGGUUUCACGAUGGCUUGUUUGAAUGAGAAUGGGAGUGUUUUUGCCAAUCCUUGCAAGGGUGACAAGAACAUGAGUACUCUCAUGUAUCGCCCGUUCAGCAGUUGGGCAAACAACAGUGAGUGGUAUAUGCGGUUUGAGGGAGAAGAAGUCAAAGUUGUUGCACUUGGUGUUCAUUGGGUUGCGGCGAUCACUAGUCUAAAUUAUCUCCGCAUCUUUACUGAUGGUGGUUUGCAGAAGCAUAUUCUUUCCCUUGAUGGUCCAGCAGUGACUGCAUCAGGUUCCAAAAAUCGGCUUGCAGUUGUCACUCAUGCUUCUAACUGUCUUCCUUCAAAUGAUCAGGUGCUUGAAUUCCAUGUAUUUGAUAUACGUAAUGGUACAAGGCCCUCUAGGGGGCGACUUCCAUUGUCUCCUGGUUCACAUCUUAUUUGGUUUGGGUUUAGCGAGGAAGGACUAUUGAGUUCAUAUGAUUCAAAGGGUGUCUUGAGGGUUUAUACAAGCCAGUAUGGCGGCAGUUGGCUCCCGCUGUUCAGUGCCAAUAAAACAAAGAAGUCAGAUGAAAACUACUGGGUUGUGGGGUUGAACGCAAGCAAGUUAUUCUGCAUAGUUUGCAAGAGUCCUGAAGUAUUUCCUCAGGUGAUGCCCAAACCGAUUCUCACUUUGCUGGAUCUGUCGUCCCCCCUAGCAUCUUCCGAUCUGGGAGCAGAUGUCCUUGAGAAUGAAUUUAUUUUGAACAACCUCCAUCUCUUUCAGAUCCAGAAAAGAAUAGAAGAGAGUUCAUCUGACGGUAGGGACACCACUGAACUCGAUGAUGAAGCUUUCAGCACGGAGGCAGCUCAAGAUAGAUGUAUCCUGAGGCUCAUUGCUUCGUGUUGCAACAGCGACAAACUUGUACGAGCCACUGAACUGGUGAAACUCCUGACGCUGGAGAAAUCGAUGAAAGGAGCAAUAAAGCUCGUCACUGCUCUCAAACUACCAAAUCUUGCAGAUCGCUUCAACAACAUACUCGAGGAGCGAAUGCUGAACGAAACAAAAGAUAUGUCAGAGGCAGCUGGUGUUGCAGUUAACCAGGGUUCGGGUUUGGGACGAAAUGGGACAUCAAGUGAGGUAUCGUCAGAGCCCAGCUGCAUCCCAUCUUCAUCCACCACAUUGUCAGCGCCUCAUUUCGUCAAGAAAGUGGUUAACAGAGGUGCACAGAAGGGGAGGAGUGACCAUAACCAAACUGCGAGAGAAGUUCAGCCAGAAGCUGCAACUAGUGGGGGAUCAGCGGAGCUCAGAACAACAGCAGCAGCAGGAAACCAGGAAACAAGCCGUACCUCCAAUCCAUUCUUGAAGUCAUCAAGCAAUCAUGAAGGUGCAGCCAAAGAAGCAAUGUGCCAGCGACCACCUUCCAACCCGUUUAAAAAGUCAGUAAAGUGAGAAUAGCUGGUCAUACACAUCCAUUAGAUUUAACUUGAGCUAAAUUUUUCAUGUUUCAACUUUCAACCCUACAAUCUUUCAAAUUUAGAUUUCUGGUUUUAUUAUUUCUUUCAAUAAACUGCACUUAUUUUUAUUUGUAUGCUAAUUUUUUUUAUAGUUCGUUAUUGUUUUUUAAAACAAAAUUAUUUAUGUAGCUUUUUAUUGCAAUUUGUCAUUUGCCAUCAACUUAGUAUACUCAUUUGAAACUUUUGCUCGUUCUAAAGCAAAAGCAUUCAUCAUAAUUCAUAAGUUUCUCAGAUAGCUCAUCGUCUGGAGGAGAGGAAGAAAUGGGAAGAGUACGAGGUGUUUCAUUACCAACGUGUGAAUUUAAUUGGUCAAAGGCUAUCACAAAGUUCAUCAAGUCAGCGUCAAACUACAAGUCAUACCCACAUUUUUUCAUUGUUGAGAUGAUAAACACGUGAUUGAGAUAAUUCGAUUCAAACUCCGAGAUGAGUGGAGAAAAACCGUGAAGAGUAACUAAAUAUAUAGAGAAAAAUAUGAUAUAUUUUAUGGUCAUUGUCAAAAUCCCUAAAUACUCUAAGGUUUCUCGGGGAAUGCUUUCCUGUUGUUUGCGGAAUUUUUUUUUAUUUUUCCUUUUUCUUCUCACAAUCUUAAAAAUCUUUUACAUUAUUUCAAAGAUUCUAUUGUAAGUUUGUGUACAUUUGGAGUGAGGCAGUUUCUCUGCUUUUUUAUGAACACUUAACUCCUAAAUGAAUGACUUCUGGUAGAGAGAAUGAUUAACUAACUAAGCUUCUUUAUCGUUGAAAAACAAGAACAAGAGUGUAAUCAGAAAGCCAGUUCCUUCGAGGACAGAUAGAAGGAGCUCGAAGAACAAGUUUUCAAGCUUUGGAAGGAGAUUGAGGCUAAAGAAGAAAACAACUAGAGAUAAUAGAGCAAGUGGAGGACGACUAAAUUUACCAACAGUAGCUCCCAAUUAGAUGGAGAAGCGAGUUUUGGUAUGCAUGAAGAAGGAGAAUAAAAAAAACAACUAUUCAGACUGAAUGACACAUUAAAGGAAGAGAGAAGGAAGUCAAUCUCAGUAGGCAUUGGCAGUGAGCUCAAGAGAUCAUCAUUCAAAGAUGUUGACAGCUCAGUGUCAUUCAGUGGCGGACCCAGGAUUGUUGAAGAGGGGUGUCGCCUAAUGAAUGAGUAUCGAUUAUAAUUAUUAAAGCGGUGUUAGAAAUCUCGUAUUAAAAUUUUUGUACCAAAAAAUAUAGGUUCUUCACAAAAUUUCCGGGCGAAGGGGUGUCAGACGACACCCCUACGCAACACCUAGAUCCGCCCCUGGUGCCAUUGUCAUUGCCAAAGCAUCAUUUGGGGUUGUAGAAACCUACAAAAGAAACCAAGUCCUACUCUUCAUAUGUGCAUACGAAAAGAAGAUUAGUAUUAGCAAAGCGCUUUCUUGUACUUCCGAUACCAAUGACACAACAUGCUAUUAUACUGAUAAUCUCAAUAAAAAGGACAAAACCAGUUUGCACUUUUAUAAAAGAGCGGCUACAACCAACGUUAUGCAAACAAAAUCAAAUCAAAACCUUAAAACCCGAAUAAUAGCAUAACUAAGAAUCCAUAUCAAUCGGGAAAGUCGAAAAUUUUCUCUAGUAAAUCUUAGUUUAUAACACAAGCUUCCAUGUCAAGGGUUAGUCAAAAAACAUAAUUUUCCCGUGUUAUCAUUGCAAGAGUACUACUAGCACCACGGUGCUAUUGUGAAUAGCUAGCCAAGAGGUCAUCAAUGACAAGAUGAUCAUGAUGAUAAUGAUCAUAGACACAUAGUCAAAUUAUCCAUUGGUACUAGGAUGAAAGAUUCAAAAUCAGUAAUUAGUUUCCUCCAAUAUCUUAAAACACAUUUUUGACAUUAAAAUUUGACAAUUUAUCUUCACAUUUCAGGAAUAAGGUUUCAUAAUUUUU
Messenger RNA from Linum trigynum, 4941 nucleotides. The record is from the annotation of a GenBank genome assembly. NCBI's taxonomy places the organism in Eukaryota, Viridiplantae, Streptophyta, Magnoliopsida, Malpighiales, Linaceae.